Messenger RNA from Leptopilina heterotoma, 2060 nucleotides. Its product is annotated as piggyBac transposable element-derived protein 3-like. Lineage: Eukaryota; Metazoa; Arthropoda; Insecta; Hymenoptera; Figitidae. The transcript has a single exon. The record is from RefSeq and is a predicted model, not a curated record. Bases 966 to 2060 code for a protein of 364 amino acids. Gene Ontology annotation, molecular function: zinc ion binding; sequence-specific DNA binding.
CAAUCAAUUCAAGAAAAUCUUAAGGGGUUACCCCCACUUGCAACUUUGAAAAAAUCGAUUUUUCUUUUAUUGCAUUUUUUUGAAGCAUAAGUAACUGAAAGUAUGUCCUGAAAAUUUCAAGUCAAUUCCAACAAAAUUGACUGAGAUAUGAGCUUUGAAAGAGACGAAAGAGACUGAUAUAUACUGAUUUGUAUAUACAUAUAUGCAUCGAUAAAAUGAAUAUCUUUUUUUUAAUUACCACCAUGACUUUUCAGCCUACUUCUGGAAACCAAACUAUUACGUACUCCCACUUACCGGAGUUGAUUCUAUGUAACUUUACAAAAAAAUUAUUUUCUUCGUGGAAACUGAAAUUGAAACUUUAAACGCGUUUUUCUCGAAAUGGCAUUUCUGAAGUCGGUGACCAAGAUUACUCAAACACUAAUGAACCGAUCUUCUUGAAAUUUUGCAGGCUUAUUUAAUACAUAAAAAUGUAGUCUUUAAUCGUUCGAUUUUCUUUUUCGAAAAAAAUGUCCGUUUUAUAGCCAAAAAACGGACGUUUUUUUUCGUUAAAAUCGAACUUUUAACUUAGACUGUCAGCCAUUUUGUGAAAAAUAAAUAUUUUUUUAAAUCCUUCGAUUAAAGACUAGUUUAUACUCAUAUUUGACUAAAUUUAUCCACAUUUUUUGAUUCCGAUGAUUCACUUCGCCGCAAUGUUGGUCACCGCAAACCGUAUAAAUAAAAAUAUUAUUUCGUUGACGGCAGUUUGACACUUAACUAUGUAAUAUUUUUUAACAAAAAAAUUACUAAAAGUUCUUCAAUAUGUGUUCUUUAAGAUGAUAUAGUUAUAGAUUAAAAAGGUUUUGUAGUUUUCUUUAAAAAAAUUCAUAAAAAAGGCUUAUUUUUUUGCGCUACAAGUGGGGGUAACCCCUUAAAGAGAUUAUUGGUCGACUGAUCCAUAUUUACACUGUGAAGUUAUCAAAUCUGCAAUGUCACGUGAUGAUUUUGAACGAAUUAAAGCAAAAUUAAAAUUUUCUAAAUCUAAAGAUAAAGAUAACAAUGACAAGGGAUGGCGAAUCCGUGCGAUUCUUGAAAUAUUUAGGACAAAUAUUCAGAGUUAUGGAUAUUUUCAAACUGCUCUCUCUGUAGAUGAAACGAUGGUUAAGUCUUACGCACGUACAAGUUUGAAGCAAUUCAUCAGAGGAAAACCAAUCAGAUUCGGAUUGAAAUUUUGGGCGCUUUGUACUCAGAAUGGAUUUUUAUUAGACUUAGAUUUGUAUUGCGGAAAAAACUCUUCAGUUGGAGAUAUUUUACCUAAAUGUACAUUAGGUACUCGGGUUGUGAUGCUUCUUUUGAAAAACUUUUUUUCAAAUACUAGUCCACGAAAAAUUUCCGAAUAUCAUCUCUAUUUUGAUAAUUUUUUCACCAGUUUUGAUCUCAUUUUACACUUAAGUAAAUUAGGUUUACGUUCUACAGGCACUAUACGGGAGAACAGAGUUCGUGAAAAAAAUAUAAUUGAUAAAAAUGCUCCUAGAGGUACGUAUGUUGCGAAACAUGAUAAAAACAGUCGGAUUAAUUAUAUAACCAUGAUAGAUUCUAAGCAAGUUUCAAUUGCUUCUACAGCUGCAGGAGUGAAUCCUCUUAUGCCUUUAAACAGGUACAAGGCAGAGCAAAGAUCAAAAGUAGAGAUUCCAUUUCCGAAAGUGUUCCACGUUUAUAACAAAUUUAUGGGAGGAGUCGAUCUCCAUGACGGACAUUGUAAUAAUGUAUUGCCAAGCAUUCGAUCAAAACGAUGGACAUGGGUUGUUUUUGUAAAGUUAAUCCAAUCUGCAAUCACAAAUGCGACUGUAUUAUUUAAUUCCGCUCAUAUGGAAGAAAAUAAGAUUGGAACUAAAGAAUUUGUUCUUGCUAUCGCUAAGCACUAUAUUGGAAACGCUAGUUUGAAGGUUGGACAACCACACAAAACAGUAAACAAAGACAAACAAAAAAAAUGCUCUACAAAACACUGUGUCAUAAGAACAUACAAGUUUUGUAGAAACUGUGAAAAAUACUUUUGCAAACAGUGCUUCAGCCAAUUUCAUUAA